AUGACUGAGAAGUAUCGAUCUCGAUCCGAGUUCUCGCCCACCAUCCCUCAUCAACAUCAGAGAGUGCAUAAAGGUAAAUUAGUGCGUCCGGUAUCGAUGGCCGAUAUAUGUAGUGGGUUUGAAUCCCAGAAUUAUCUGAAGGAUCGCUGUAGAAAAUGCUUUCGUCAGAAGGACAAACACGAAACGUCCACGCCGGCACUUCAAACGAAGAAAGAAAGGCGGAAAAGCUGGCGAGAAAAGAAUCAGGACAAUGGCGCGCCAGAAGAAGAAGACGGCACGGAUCUGGUGUCGGUCUCGUCGUACAUGUCGGCGACCUCUAAAGGGAUCUCAUCAGUGAAAUCGUGCGAGAGCAUGAACGACACGAGAAGCAUGGUAACAGCCGUGAGCGGAUCGGUUGGAGACGACCAGGAAGAACAACGUAUGACGCCGACCGAAGAUGACCACACUCUGCUUAUAACGCUGAAGGAAGAAAACCGAAAACUCACAGAAGCGAACAACAAAUUAAAAGAAGAACGAGAAAUGUGCUUACGCAAAUGUACAGAACGACCAAAAGAUUCAACUGAACAGUCUUUGGUGGCGAUGCUUGAAGAACGCCUUAACGAGGCAGAGAGCAGCAUUCAGGACUAUCGAGACGAAAACACUGUGUUGAAGUGCGAGCUACGAGAUUUGCAGGAAACGACAUACGCGAACUCCGAUGCGAAACUUAAAGAAAAAAUUACUUGCACAGAAGCGCUCUGUGACGAACUAAUGGAAGAAAACGAAGCUUUGAAAACGGAAGUGCGAGAUUUACAGCAGGAAAUCGAAGAAAUGCAGGACCAGUAUCGCGAAGAAGAAAUCGAAGAAUUCCGAGAACUGCAAAGGGAGCUGGAGCAGAAUGCGAAGAACUGUCGUGUGCUGCAAUUCAAACUCCGCAAGGCGGAAAGGAUGAAGGAGCAGACCGACGCUGAGAAAACUCAGCUGCAAACUCGUCUGAAUGAUCUGCUCGAGAACUCGAGCGAUGCCGUGAUUGCCUCAACGCGGUCUGAUGCGGUACGGGUGAAAGAAUUAGAAUCAGAGCUCAGGAUUGCAAAAGAGGUUUCUGUGCGACUCCACAAUGAACUCGAGCAGACGGAAGCAAAACGUUACAAACUCGAGGAUGAACUCUUUUACAUGAAAGAGAAAGUGCGAGAGUUGCAAACACAGAACAAAUGGAGAGAAGCAAGAAAUAAGACUGAUGUUGCUAUGAAGAGACUAUCAGCUGAACUAUCGGCAAGUGCACCGACGAUGCCUGAGGGGGAAAUGAGCAAGGAACUGAGGGAUGCUCUGGAAAGGGAAAUCGACAGUAGGGAGCAGUUGCGAUUUGCUGAAGAGGAUUUGAAAAGAACUCAGCAGCGUCUGAAGGAGAUGGAAAACGAAAACGAGAUCCUCCUAAGGAAGCUAUCGAAGAGUGUCAAAAUGAGACCGCCAAUGGUCAGAUCAGCCAGCGAAGGUAAUGCACAUCUACAAUUGGAGCUAGCAGAACAUGAAGUGGAGCACUUGUCAACGAAAGUGGAGCGGCUAGAACGAACCAAUGACCACUUGACAAAGAAAAUUAUGGAACUGGAAACCGAUAACUCAAAGAAAGCCGCGGAGAUGGGUAUACGACCACCUGUAGGCGAUUUCAAUCUCACCCAAGAAAUGGAGAAGGAUAUGGGGAAGAUGAUUGCCUAUAUCAGUGACCUCAAACAAAAGAAUCACGAAUUGAACUUGCACUUAAAGAACUACGAGGCGAAGGGCACUCCACCUAUUCCUAAAGACACGGGAGCAGCAGAUCUUCGAAGCGAACGGGAAAAGCGUCGUGCGGCCGAGACUGAAGUAACGGAGCUGAAACAAAUCCUACUGAAGAGCGACAAUCAAAAAGUGAUCGCAUUAGCGACAAAGAUCGAACAACUCAAUAACCAGCAAGCGAUGAUUACCGAGCGAUGUAAUGUUCUACACAAGAAGGCCGUUGCGAAUAGUGAUAGUGAAACCUAUGCGAACGAACUGAAAACUCGAGUGGAGUUGCUGGAGAAAGAGCUUAGCGAUUUGAAAGGAGCGGCUACGGUUUCGAAUUUGCAGGGAAGUAUUGCGGGACCAGAUGAGAUCGAACAAUGUUGUGAAGUGCUAGCUUCGAUAGAAACGCAGACGAGUCGGUUGUGCAAGCAAGUCGAAAAAAUUGACCAAGCCCAGAAAGAUGAACGGCGGCGUUCCCUGUCCAAGGAUAGCAGCGCAACCAUCAUUGCCGAGCUAGCUAAUCUCUUAAAUGAGUUAAAAAAUGUGCAUACGAUCAUGGACACCAUCAAGCCCACCAGUACAUCUCUGGCGCGCAGAUCUCCAGCAAAGGAAAAUGCGUCACCAUCAGUGGAAUGUCCAAAGUGUGCUGAAAAUCAAAAAGUGGUUGACGAACAACAGAAUGAGGUCAUAUUCUACAAAAAGAAGAACAAGGAUCUGACUAAUCAGAUUCUCCAAACUGAGGACAGAUGGACGAUUGAAAUCGAGAAGCAAAGACAAAUAUUUGAGAACGAGAUCAAAGGUCUCAGCGUGCGGUUAGCUGAUUCUAAAAGGCAACUGGAGGAGCAGAGCCAGAUUCUGCAGUCGAAGAGCCUCACAUUGAUAGAGAAGACCAGAGCAAUGGAGGAGCAAGAGGAGCGAUGUAAUCGGCUACAACAUGAUCUCGAAGAGCAGAAGAAAGAGAAGCAGGAACUGGAACAAAAUCGAAAAUCUGUUCGCGAAGUGGAAAUCAAGUACAAAAAGCUUGAAAGCAUUUUCGAACAAGAGCGGGAGAAAAUGAAUGGUGAAAGAAGUCGUGCUAAAACAGAGUUCACAGCGUUGAAGAAGAUUGCGGACGAUGCCGAGGACAUGCUUAAAACCACUACGCAAGAGCUCAAAAAGAAGGAGACUACGUGGAAAGCGGACAAGGCUAAUUUGGAAAGGGAAAUAGCAUCUUUGAAGAAACAGGUGCAGGCAUGCAGAAAUGGAGAGGGUAGCGAACACGAGGAUAAAGCAUCAGUUCAUGACUCGGACACAGACGAUCCUCCAAGUCUAGCGCGCCACGAAAGUGAUAAAAUUACCUUGAUCGACCUAAAGAAAGAACUUGCGCUGUACGAGAAGAAAUACACUGACUGCGAAACUAAACUUGAAGAGUUGAAAAUCACAAAUGCUGAACUGUCGGAUCAGUUGAACAAAGCAAAACAGGGGUGGCAAAAGGAUAAGGAGAAUCAUCAGCACAAGCUCAGACAAACAGAAAAGAUAAGAAUGGUUGAAAUGGACGCUCUUCAACAGAAGUUUUCGAGUCGCAUGCGAAUCAUGGAGGACACAAACAAAUCCCUUCAUUCACAGUUAGUGCUGGCUCGUCGCGAACGAGACACACACAAGGAGACUUUAGCUAAUGUUGAGCGCAAGAUACUUGAAGAUCGAAAAGCAAAGGAUUCUCGUGACACCGAAAUGCAGAGAGCUCAGGAGAAAAUCAAGGAUAUGCAAAAGUCGUUGGCUGAUGUGCAGGCAGAGUUAGAGCGCGCUAAUACCGAUCUGCGCCUGACAAAGGAAGCCCGUAAGGCAGAUCAGAUUCUGUGGAAGAUCGACAGAGCCCGAGGUCGAAACGAAAAGCUGUCGGACGAGGAUAUCCAUGCUAUUGAGCAGUUACAGACCAAGUUUCGCGACUGUGAAAAGUUCUACGUGAAAGAGACGGAGCGCCUGACAGAGAAGUUGAAGGCAAUGACGCAGGAAUUCAAAAAGCAGCGUAACGCUCACGAAAGGAUAGUCACAGAGCUGAGAGAACAUGUACGAGUGCUGGAAAUAGAGCAACGAAAUCUUAGCCUAAAGAAGGACAAUCAAACAGCAGCCAGUGAGAUUUUGGAGGCAGGGGCAGCUAGACUUCAACAAGCUGUGCACUUAAAUGAGCUGCAAAGAUUGACAAGAAAGUACAGAUUGAGUAGUAUCAUAGACCAGCUCCAAUUUGUUACCGAUCCUAUUCGACGCAACGGCAGAAGUGAAGUAGAGAAUCCGGACGGAAUAAAGUACAUAAUCAAUCAGCUGAUUGCUCUUCGCGAUGAGGACGCACAAGCAGUCGUGCCAGUGAGCGACGACCGCUGUGGAUCAGCGCAAACCUACGGAGAAAAGAAUACAUACACUCCCUCUAUCAGUGAAUGUGACGGUACCUACGAUAACAUCAGUCAAUCAUCACUUAGCAUACGAUCCGUGGCCAGCAUGCCGGUCAAAAGCACUCUUGGCUCUGACAAUCGCAGUGGUUUCGAGCGUUACGGGAAACACAUCUCUCGACGACCCUACCCGGAUCAUGCUUUGACAGGAGAUAGAGAAGAAGAUUCCAUCAAAGUGCCUGUAAAUGAUGAGCGAAAGUUAUCCGCGCCGCAGGUCAUUCCACGAACUUCAUCUUUCGACCAACACACGGAGACUGGACCGCAGUCUCACAGAGCAGGUACGACGAGCAUACUCUGUCGCGUGAGGCGUGAGGAGCUCGCACGUGGUGGUCAGCCUUCCGUACGACUCAUGGCACGAGCCUUCGAAGCUAUCGACAACUGUCCCGCUGAAAAGCAAGGCUUCUUCAGUAUGAGGAAAUCGCGCUCGGUCGAAACGACGCAGGGAAAGAAAUGUUCACAGGUGGAAACACCACCACCCCUCAAGCAUAGCAUGAGUAAUGUUGAGGUGGAGGAAGCUGCUUCGCCCUAUGCUACACUGCCGCGAGGCGGUCGCAAUCCUUUCAAAAAUAUGGGGUCGAAACUUGUUGAGCGAGUGAGGAGGAGCUUAUCACGGUCAAGUCGACAAAGUAGUGAAGCUCCUGAGUCAGCGGAUCCGAAAGUGGAUAAAAGUUCUUCAAAAGCGGAGAGUUCGAUUGAACCAUAGUGUUUGACAGACUUGUCUGUGUUCCAAAAACAUGCACAUAAUAACCCCCGGAAGUACAGCACCAGUAGUUCGGGUGCAACAGCAUUACGUGUUCACAGCAUCAGUUGCCUUCAACCAUAGUAACGCUACAUGUUCACACCAUUCACCUGUGUUAUGUUCAAAACUAGAUUGACAAAAAUGCUUCCUCUCUGAAGAAGACAAAGAAACGAUCAGCUGAAGCAAAAGCUCGGAAAAACGGAGGAACUUGAUUUGCGAUUUCAACUCAAGAUGUGCCACUUUAUAUCCAAUCAUUUAUUACAUCUUCACAUACUAUCCUUAGCACUCUAUCAAUUUCAUUUCCAAUGCAACUGUAAUACUUUUCUUGUUAGGCGCAAAGAGUCUAUCAUCUGAGCAGAAGGGUGUAAACGAUUCGUCUAAUAGUUCGUAUGUGAUACGGACUCACUUUUCAAAUGUUUCUUGCCCUUCACAACCAAAGCAUGCCCAGGAAUUAUGAUUCCGAGUUGGCAGAUAUGAUUCCAAGCAACGGUGAGCUGUUAGUUUUAAUAAUGACAUCUUUCUCACCCAUCAUUGCCUUUGCCAUACUGGUUGUUCUAUUUCAUGCGAUUUGUGAUGUUUUGCAGCAUAUACCAAAAACUUGAUUAUGUGCACUUUGCUUUAUAAUGUAUGCAAUGCAAAUGUG
Cylicocyclus nassatus is the source of this 5536-nucleotide messenger RNA. NCBI's taxonomy places the organism in Eukaryota, Metazoa, Nematoda, Chromadorea, Rhabditida, Strongylidae. The record is from the annotation of a GenBank genome assembly.